CACCCGAAAACCAGAAAGAAACUGCCGGAGUGAGAAGAGCAGAAGAAGCCGGGGAAGGGGAAAGGGAGGCGGCGCGGCGCCGGCGGGCGGAGAUGCCGCUGGGCAAGUACUACUGCGACUACUGCGACAAGCAGUUCCAGGACACCGCCGCCGCCCGCAAGCGCCACCUCGAGGGCUCCCAGCACCAGCGCGCCCGCGCUCUCUGGUACGACGCCGUCCGCCGCCAAGAGCUGCACGGCGGCGGCGCCCCCCUCGUCCAGACCGACGGCGGCAUCGGCGUCUGCCAGCACUUCGUCCGUACGGGGACGUGCAAGUUUGGAGAUUCAUGUAGGUAUUUCCAUCCGAAGCCAGGUCCUGCCCAUCCAGGAUCACCUCCUUCUGGGCCUGGCUCUAGACCAAUGGUGCAGCAGUCUAAUUUUCUAGGGAGUCAACCCAAUUUUGUUGGAUAUCAGGCAGCAGAUGGAAGUUCUCUCUCAGGGAACAUUCUUGGGGGCCACACUUCAUGGGGGAACUUGCCUCCAUCACUACGGCCUCCUCCUGAAGGAGGUUAUCCUCCCUUUCCUUUUGUGGACUGGGGUUGAAUUGCUUGUUAAUGCGAAGGUGCCAUAUAUUGAAAGUUCAUGCUUGGUACUUCUUGUCUCAAAUGUGCAAAAGGAAUAUUGCUACUUUGUAGAAAAAGGGUUUAUAUUGGCUAUGAAAUAGUUCUCAUAUGCAGCCAUACUUGUACCUCUUAGUGAACUGUGUACCUGCAUUCACUUAAAAUGUUCCUUUUAGGAAUUGAGCUCUCUUUGUACUUAAAAUUGUGUUUUCUGGCCUCCUUUCGCCAUUCCCAGAUCUGUAAUUGAAUGGGCUGGAAACCUGGAUCUGGAUGGGCAUCCUGGCCCAUCAAUGCUAUGCAUCCAUCAGAUAUGUUGCACCUAGUUAAUGAAGUUUCAGUUUUGAUCUCCAUUUACCAACCAAGUUCUUGAGAUUUGUGAUUUUUUGGUUUUCUAGAAGAUGUGUUUUAUAAUCUGGAACCUUCUUCAAUUAACAGGGCCAAUUGUGCAUCAGCAACCAGGAGGAUCAGCAGUCAAGUAGACAACAUGAGAUCACUCAAUCAGCCAUGAAAACAUUUGCCUACAAUAAGGGGAGCCUUGUGCCUUCUCUUGGUUUCAGCAUACUGAACUUACAUUUUGCACUAACAAUACAGAAUUUAGCCAUAAGUUUCUCCACAGAAAAUUACAUUCAUGGAGCAGGACCAGCAAAUCUCCAUUCGACUGACAGGCACAUGGCUACAUAUAUGGGGCUGUUUGGGUGCUGCCCUCGCCUGGAGACCGUUGCUCAGGCAGAUCGAUCCGGCCGCAGGCGACCGCAAUCGAACGCCUAAGAAUGACGCCCAAACCAGGCGCGAAUUUGAGAGCAGCAAGCAAACACGCCCUAACCUGAAGAUGCUCGAUCAGAUCGUUUGCAUCCAGGCUGCCUGCCGAUCAACACCAGGCCACCGUAAGCAUGAGACCAGCCACUGUUCUUCCUCCACAUCGUGAUUGGAGAAGCCACAGCGCUGGUGCAUCGCUGGAAGCUCUGGACAAAACCGCUCUGGCUGUCUCUCCAACUCCUCCGACACCUGCCUCUCGCCAUGGAUGAGCUUCUCCUCGACGUCGACGCCACUGACGAUGGCUUGCAGAAGCAGCAGGAGAGAAGCCAUCGGCUGCUGGUUGGCUCGUCAGUUUGCAAUGACUGUGAACAAGUGUGCUCAAGCUGCACCUACUUAUAGUGACCCGAGUUUUUUUUGUUUACAGGUUUCAGGUAAAUCUGCAUUUCUUGCAAGGCAUUUGCACUGUUCUUGCAAGGAAACUUUUUUGCUGGUGGGUCACAGAAAGGUUGUGCUUAGGGUUUGGUUCUGGUGCUCUGCUAGUGUGGGCUCUAGGUGAACAGAAUUAUUAGGGAUGUAGUUGGCAGCAAUGCUGCAAAUUGAAAUAUCUGCUAGAAUGCCAGUCCUUCUGUUUGUUCAUCCAACAUUCCAAUUGUGCUUUUAGGUGAGAAGGGCAGCCCGAGAUUUUUUAUCUUGGUUUAGCACAUAAUUUUGCAAUACAUUGUUUGGUACAAUGUUACCUAACAAAAUUAUAUUGUCGAUUCGUUAUUCGUGCACUGCAUUAGCCAGUGAAGUGUACGCCAUGACAAAGCUCUCUGUGAUGAUACCAAUUGCCGA
Molecule: messenger RNA, 2188 nt
Organism: Oryza brachyantha (malo sina)
Lineage: Eukaryota; Viridiplantae; Streptophyta; Magnoliopsida; Poales; Poaceae
Product: zinc finger CCCH domain-containing protein 3
Exons: 5
Coding region: 93-581 (162 amino acids)
Cellular component (GO): U12-type spliceosomal complex
Molecular function (GO): nucleic acid binding; zinc ion binding
Source: RefSeq, a predicted model, not a curated record